GAUUGAUCCCUCUCUGCACCUUGCAGGAGUGGGCGGACGUGUGUUGCAGGGGGCUCCGGAGCGUCCAUGCCUACAUCCUGGUCUAUGACAUCUGUUGCUUUGACAGCUUCGAGUACAUCAAAACCAUCCGCCAGCAGAUCCUGGAAACAAGGGUCAUCGGCACUUCGGAGACGCCCAUCAUCAUCGUGGGCAACAAGCGGGACCUGCAGCGGGGCCGG
Molecule: messenger RNA, 218 nt
Organism: Fulmarus glacialis (Northern fulmar)
Lineage: Eukaryota; Metazoa; Chordata; Aves; Procellariiformes; Procellariidae
Product: ras-like protein family member 10B
Exons: 2
Molecular function (GO): GTP binding; GTPase activity
Source: RefSeq, a predicted model, not a curated record